GGGGGCAGGGGCGGACUGACCAUUUGGAAACUCGGGCACUGCCCGAGGGCCCGGGGUCAGUAGGGGGCCCCAUGAGAUGCCCCUGGUACCUUUUUCAUAGGCUUUUUUGAGCUUGGGCAAGGACACAGGGGCCCCAUGAUCCCCUAUUGUCCGGGGGCCCAUGAGUUGUCAUUCCGCCCUUGGCUGGGGUCCGCCCCUGGUAUCGUCCCAAGUUCCGUGCUCUAGAGGACCUAGGCAUUUUUCAGCCAGUAGGGAACUUUCUGUCAGACCUAUGAUGCCCCUGGUACCUUUCAUAGGCUUUUUUGGUUUGAGCAAGGACACAGGGGCCCCAUGAUCCCCUAUUGCCUGGGGGCCAGAU
Molecule: messenger RNA, 358 nt
Organism: Staurois parvus
Lineage: Eukaryota; Metazoa; Chordata; Amphibia; Anura; Ranidae
Source: the annotation of a GenBank genome assembly